UUGUCAAUUGUAAACAAUCAAAAAUAAAUGAUCGCUUUCUUAAAAAAUGGAACAUAAAAGAACUUUAUAUACAUUUAUUCAACUAUAUUUAAAAGUUCGGUGAAAAUUUGUAAAAAAUAAUAAGAUAUAAAUAAUGGGUCACCAGAGGUUUAUAAAUCAAAGUUCAUACAACAGUUUCAGGUUAUGAUGUCUGAUGAAGAAAUAAUUGAAGAGAAAUUUCUUCAGGAUCAGCCAGUACUAGACCAAUUUAUUUCUGAAUUAACUUUUGAUGAAAAUGAGUCGUAUGUUCGUGUUAAAGUUCUUGGACAGGGUGCGUUUGGUGAAGCAGUUCUUUAUCGUAAAACGUUAACAAAUGAAUUAGUGGUAUGGAAAGAAAUAAAUCUGCGUAGAGCCACAGAUCGUGAACGUAAUGAUGCAGUUAAUGAAGUUGAGAUUUUAUCACAGCUUGAUCACAAUAAUAUUAUUGCAUACUACAAUGAUUUUUUUGAUGGUGAUUCUCUUUACAUUGAAAUGGAGUAUGCUAACGGAGGAACUCUUCAUCACAAAAUCAUGGCUCAAAAUGAUGUGUUAUUUCUUGAAUCUGACAUAGUUUUAUAUUUUUAUCAACUUUUGUUAGCGGUUUCAUAUAUUCACGGUAUUGGAAUUCUUCAUCGGGACAUAAAAACUUUAAAUAUAUUUUUGACUAAAGGCAAAGUGGUUAAACUAGGUGAUUUUGGAAUAUCAAAAGUCCUUGAAGAAACUCAUGGUCAUGCAAAUACUUGUGUUGGAACACCAUAUUAUAUGAGUCCAGAAUUAGUUAAAGGAGAUAGUUAUGAUAAAAAAAGUGAUAUUUGGGCAUGUGGCUGUGUGCUGUAUGAGUUAUUAACUCUUGAGAAAGUGUUCAAGGCCAGUAAUCAAUUAAAGCUUAUUGUUUCUAUAUUAGAGCAACCACAUGGGAACAUUAAUGAGCAAUAUUCAAAUGAGGUAAAAGAAAUUUUGAAUCGGAUGCUAGAGAAAGAUUUUAAUUUACGUCCUACAAGUGAUGAGUUACUAGAGUUGCCUAUAUUCAAUUUAGUAAAAGAAAUUUCUGACUCUAUGAAUUUAAAAAAAAUCUCAUCGAGAAGCUUGUCUAUCCCAGAUUCAAUUUCAACUAAAAGUGGCACAAACUUAAUGUUACCUCGAGUUUCUACGGUUACUAGUGAAGUCUUUUUUUGGGGUGGAGGAAAGCAUAUACCUCAAAAACUUGAUGUUUUUACUGGUGGAAGCACUGCCAUAGAGGUUUCUGCUGGUUUUUGUCAUUUUGCAGUGGUUACAAUUGAGAAAGAGCUUUACACUUGGGCUAAUAUACAAGGUGGAACUGAGAUAGUUGGACAGUUGUGUCAUGGUAAUAGAGCGAUGUAUCGGACACCAAAACGAGUUGAUUUUUUCACAGGAAUUCCUAUAAAACAAGCAGUUUGCGGAGAAGACUUUACCAUUAUUCUUACUGAAUCCGGAGAUGUUUAUUCUUGUGGGUCAGAUUAUUAUGGUUGUUUAGGUUGUGAAGGUAUUUAUGGAUCAAAUGUUUUGACUCCUAUUAAAAUUGAUGCUCUGUCAAAGCUAAAAGUUGUUAGUAUUGCAUGUGGCGAUUGUCAUGUUGUGGCUUUAACAAAUAUUGGUUCUGUUUAUACUUGGGGCAAUGGUGAACAUGGUAGAUUAGGUCUUGGAAAUCAAAAUGACUUUAACUUACCCCAACUUGUAACUCUACCAGAAAAAUAUAAUUAUAUUGUAAAAAUUACUUGUGGAAGAGAUAAUACAUUUAUUCUUACAUCAAACGGUCAUUUACUUGCGUUUGGAAAUAACGAGUGUAAUAAAUUGGCACUAAACCAGACAAUUAGCUUUAAAGGAAAUACAGAUAAAUCCUCUACGCAACAAAAAGUUAGUUAUGUAACAUUGCCAACACCAGUGAGACCUUUGAGAAGUUAUCGCAUUGUAUCAAUGGCUUCAGGUAAAUCACACUCAGCAGUAGUUGAUGAGUUUGGUCGUUUACUGACAUUUGGAAGCAAUACAUUCGGAGAACUUGGCUUAGGCGAUUAUCAAUCUAGAAACUUUCCAUCAUUAGUAAGUGGCUUACUUAAUGGUAAGGAAGUAACAAUAUGCAAUUGUGGCGAUAAUUUUACUGUGGUUGCUACUGCAGAUAAUCAGAUUUUCUCCUGGGGGUGUGGAGAAAAUGGUCGAUUAGGUUUAAAUUUAUCUAACGGUAUAACUAAAUGUUGUUCACCAAAACCGAUUUUUGGAUCUUUACAUAAAGUUGUUAGUAUGGCAGCUCGAUCAUGGAGUACAAUUAUUUUAGCGGAGCGGGUUCUUAAUUCAAAAUUAAUACAAACUAAGUCUCUUAGUAUAACAGAUGAAAAAAAAGCCGAGGUAAAUCGAAAAUCAAGUUUUUCCAAAGACAGAAAUUUAAAUACAACAGAUAGUUUCGGAUUUGUUUUUAAUGAAGAUGAAAAAAGCUCCAUAGAUCCCCAAAAGGCAAUUAUUGAUAAAGACAAAGAUUUCGAUGAUUCUAAUGAAGACAAGGUUCCAGUAUGGCUCCAAGAAGAGUUAGAUGGUGAUUUCAUUCCUAUUGAAGCUGAAAAAGAAAGUUUUCAUCGAAAUAUAAGAUCUGUCUCUUUUCGCGAAGCAUACUCUGCUGUUCAUUCGGAAUCUUUAAAUAACGUCUGUAUUAAAUGCGUAUCCAGGCAGCCUAAUCAUUUAGAGAUCCGCAUACAAGAACUGGAGUUAGAUCAGCUGCGGAUGCGUAAAAUAGUGAAACAACAAGAGGUUUUGAUUGAAGCUUUACGCGAAGAGAGAGAUGCAUACAUACAAUGCUGUUCAAAGCUAUUUAAACUUGCUAAAGGUUGCUAAUCCAAACGCCAUUUUUAUUUCUGCAUUAAUUCUUUGUAAUAGAACACUAAUACUAUACUAGCGAGCUGUUUCUGCUUUAUUUUUUACAUUAUUUUGUUAUUUGAAUGAUAAUUUGAUAUCGUGUUUUGAAAAUGGUUCUUAAAAUCAAUAAAUUGGUUUCAUAUUUAUUUGGGGCUUUUGAUUAAAUUUAUUUGUUUUUUUAUUACUAAUUUUUAAUAGGUGUUUUUUAAU
Molecule: messenger RNA, 3090 nt
Organism: Hydra vulgaris (swiftwater hydra)
Lineage: Eukaryota; Metazoa; Cnidaria; Hydrozoa; Anthoathecata; Hydridae
Product: serine/threonine-protein kinase Nek9
Biological process (GO): protein phosphorylation
Molecular function (GO): ATP binding; protein kinase activity
Source: RefSeq, a predicted model, not a curated record